GACUCCCACUCUCCGGGCAGCACAGACGGACCAUUAUGUGGCGGGGUACCAGCUGGUACCACGGGCUCCUCAUCCUCCUCAGGACUUCAUUUGUUGCUGCCUCUGAAAUCAGGACAUGGAAGUGAAAUUGAAGAGCAAACCUGAUAAUGUUCUCCUCGGAUGUGUGGCUGCCGUCUGCUUUUGUACAGUUUGUUGGGCUCAAAGACUCUGCACGGUACCUCCUGGACCCGUGACCAUCCCGGAAAACAACACAGCGGACGUCCAGGUGGUUAAAAUAAUCUCUAGCAGCGAUGUGAGCAUGAGCGUUGCAGUGAACCCUGACGAUCUGUUCUACAUCAGAGGAAACAUCCUGAUGGUGAAGAGAGGACUGGACUAUGAGUCUUUACUCAGUCCAACUCUGGUGGUUUGGGUCAGGUGCAGCAGAGCCGGCGCCAGAACUGUGAAUGAGUCUGUUGAAGUUCUGGUAGAAAACAUGAACGAUAACCCACCAAACUUUGCUCAGAACCACUACGUGUUGGACCUAAAUGAGUUGCUGCCGGUUAACUCCAGCGUUGGACUGAUUGAAGCCACCGAUGUAGAUUCAGAACCACUUUAUUAUCGCUUAGAGCCUGCAACGGACAAAUAUUUCCGUCUGGAGAAUAUAAACACACCAAGAAUACUUGUGAGAAGCCUCCUGGAUUAUGAUGUUGUCCAGAAGAUCUCUCUGUUGCUACAUGUACAGGACACCUUUAACGGUUCAGCCUCUGACGAGCCAUUCUUCACCUCUGUGGCCACCAUCACGGUUCAUGUGAAGGACGUGGACAACCGCCCCCCGUGGUUUCAGCCCUGUCUCAGGGCAAAUUUAGGAAAUGCCAAAUUGUGUGUGAGCAGCGGCUACAGAGGCAAAGUUAACCUCACAGAGAAGGAGGAAGGCCCAUUGGUUCUGGAGCCUGGACCGGUGUUUGCCAGGGAUGGAGACAAGAACCGGAGCGAACAGAUCAGCUAUAAAAUACUGAGAGGAAAUGAAGGAAAUAUUUUUCAAAUUGAUGAAGAAACGGGGAACAUCACGAUGACUAAAGCUGUGGAUAUCGUUGGCCCAAUCAUCCUGACUGUUCUGGCAUCACAGGUGACCAACAGAGAUCAGUUUGCAGUCACACAGGUGACCUUCGAUGUGAUGAAGAAGAGCAGGAAUCCUCCUCGAUUUGAGAGGGAGAGAUAUGAAGGAUUUAUUUACACCAGCUCCAUCCCAGAGAGCAUGAUACUCAGAGACCGAAGCACCAACCGACCCUUCAGGGUCCGAGCCCGGGACGAAGACUUCGCCGGUGGUGUGAACCCAGAUAUGAAGUACGAGGUUCAGUACAGCAGCUACGUCAACGUGACCUCUGAAGGGUUUGUGAUUCUGAAGAGGGUCGUAAAGACCGAGUCCUUUGCACUUCAGGUCCGAGCGGUGGACUCAACAACAGGCGAGUUUGGAACUGCAGCGCUCUCAGUUCAGGUCCUACCUGCCAUCGCCAGUCCAUCCCCCUCCAAUGUGGGCUACCGACCAGGCGACAUGGCGCUCCUGGGCCUGGUCAUGGCAGCUCUCCUGGUCCUCUGCCUUAUUGUGAUUGGCUUCUUGAUUUCUCGCUUGUGGAAGGGAAAAGCAAGCUUUGACAAAAUAUGUGAGUGCCUGGGCCCGUGCCUGCAGGCAGAACAGCCUCGGUCUGGCCACAGAGACUCCCUGCAGUUCACCAACGACGGCUUCCAGAACGAGAGUGACCCAAACCGAGGGAGUAGACGCUGGAACAUUGUCCCCAGACGCAGCACCUUCCCCCAGCCCAUGAGCCGGAUCCUUCCUCUGGACAGGCGAAGCCGUCACUGCUCCACCUGUGGGGUCUUCACCAACCACGUCCCGAAGGGAAGCCCAGCAGUGAGGAGGGGUGGAGGAGACAUGGAUGAUUACAGCAUGAGGUCGAUCCUAGCAAAGCAACGCCGCAGGGAGGGCCAGAAGACGGUGUGGUUCAAGGAGAGUGAGGACUCUUCGGACAUUGAGGUGGAAAUCAUUCCGGACUCCGUGGGCCGAGUGGAGGAGGAGACUGAGGAGGAGCUGGAGGUGGAGAUGGAAGGUGUUAUCAGAGACCCAGCUGCACCACUGACGGAUCCAGAAGGAGUGCAGAAAAACCAGAACAAUGAUCCCAACAGGGAGCAGAAUCCUGGAGACACAAGCUCAGACAAAGAGAAGGGAGAGCCAGAGGAGGAGCGCUGACGGAAAAGGUCAGACUGAACAGACGGCUGCUGGUUUUAUUAUGCCUUCCUGGGCAGUUCAGGAGGACAUUUCCACCACCUGACUUGCCAAUCAUUAAAUACAGACUGUAGGAUUGGUGUUGAUCUGUUACUGUGACUAGUCUAGAAUCCAGCAUCACCAGACAACCUUAAACACACCUAUUGAUGAGUGUCACCUAGCUGGCCAGCUUGUGGUUAACAUCUCACUAAUGUCAGCCUCCAUCAGACUGUGUGGCCAUUUCAAAGAUUUUAUUGUUGUAAAUUUCACAAAAUGUUAUUUUUUUCUUUUAGUUUGAAGUGCAGCUCAGGUCCCAAAAUGCUAACAUUUGUAGUUCGUAACAUCGUCUUUAUGUUUAUCUGGCGUGUUAAACCUUUAAUGAUGUAAGACAAACAUGGUUACCUUUCUUGUUGGUUGAUUUAAGUGGGUUGUAGGGAAUAAAAUACAUUUGGAGCACU
This is a messenger RNA of Nothobranchius furzeri (turquoise killifish), 2697 nucleotides long. RefSeq names its product cadherin-related family member 5a (gene cdhr5a). NCBI's taxonomy places the organism in Eukaryota, Metazoa, Chordata, Actinopteri, Cyprinodontiformes, Nothobranchiidae. Gene Ontology annotation, cellular component: catenin complex; membrane; adherens junction. The record is from RefSeq and is a predicted model, not a curated record. Gene Ontology annotation, molecular function: calcium ion binding; cadherin binding. Gene Ontology annotation, biological process: multicellular organism development; cell-cell junction assembly; adherens junction organization.